This is a messenger RNA of Protopolystoma xenopodis, 270 nucleotides long. The record is from the annotation of a GenBank genome assembly. Lineage: Eukaryota; Metazoa; Platyhelminthes; Monogenea; Polystomatidea; Polystomatidae.
AUGUAUCGGUGUGUACCGGAGUUGUGUGUAUGUCCGUGUGUCCGUGUGUCCGUGUGUCUGUGUGUCCGUGUGUAUGAAAGAGAGCGAGACGGGACAGCAAGGGUUUGUCCCUGUGAUGUCUUGAGCGCAAACCGUGACGAUGAGGAAACGAUGAGCCGACCCCUUCGACCCUUCUGGAACGAUCCGACAAGACUCGGAUCUGAUCCGCGUGGGGCUCGCAGCGCGAUUGGGGCAAAAUGGGAUCGAGUCAGCGACCUUCGGCAGGCUUGA